Petromyzon marinus (sea lamprey) is the source of this 3162-nucleotide messenger RNA. Its product is annotated as calcitonin gene-related peptide type 1 receptor-like. Gene Ontology annotation, biological process: adenylate cyclase-activating G protein-coupled receptor signaling pathway; cell surface receptor signaling pathway. Gene Ontology annotation, cellular component: plasma membrane. Gene Ontology annotation, molecular function: calcitonin receptor activity. NCBI's taxonomy places the organism in Eukaryota, Metazoa, Chordata, Hyperoartia, Petromyzontiformes, Petromyzontidae. The record is from RefSeq and is a predicted model, not a curated record.
CUCGCUCUACAAGUCGCUUGGGAGGGAGGCAGGGAGGAAACGGGAAGGAGGGUGGGAAGGAGGGAGCGAGCUUGGCCCCGUCAGACACAGGCGCACGCACGCGCGCGCGCGCACACACAGGCAGGCGCAUCCGCUCCAAGUCGGCGUGGGUUGCUGCACCCGGGGCAGGAGCAACGAGGCCGCGGACAAGUGCGAAGGGAGGGCAGCUUCGCUGGGCAGCGUCGUGGAGAGGAAGGGGAAGAGCGCGCGCUGUGCUCGCGAGUGGCACGGACUCCCGCGGCAAAUGUCCAAUUCACAGGCGAGAGUUUCACCGGAGACACUGAGCGGAACAUCUGUCGCGAGCUAAUGAAGACAGCGGUCGCGUUACACGGAGCCAAAGACGAGGACGGAGGAGAGACGAGACGCCCCAACCACAGAUGGGGAACUUUAGAAUCAACAGCAUCGCGUUACAUCGGCUCUCAAAGACUUCCGUCUCGUAAAGCCGGAGCUUUUUAAUUGAAGCAACAUCUGGCACGACGCUAUGGCGAGCGCCCCGUGGAUAUUCUUCCUCCUGCUCGUCCACUUCCAGUCGAUGGAGAUUUUGGCGAGCGGCACGGCUGGAGAGGUCAUAAAGACGCCGCCCUCACCGACGCCACGGCCCCCUGCCAAGCACCUCAACACGCAGCGGAUUUCCAAGAUGCAGUACGAGUGCAACAAGAGGAUGCUGCUGGAGCCGCCCUACAGUGGCACGGGGAAACACUGCAAUCGCACGUGGGAUGGCUGGCUCUGCUGGGGAGACACCAUGGCAGGGGAUGUCGCCGUGCAGCACUGCCCCGACUACUUCCCCGACUUCGAUCUGCAAGAGAAAGUCACAAAGAUUUGCAACACGGACGGACAAUGGUUCCGCCACCCCGACAGCAACAGGACUUGGUCCAACUACACGCUGUGCAAUGCAUUCACCGCUGACAAGCUCAAGAUGGCGGUGAACCUGUUCUACCUGGCGGUGACCGGCCACGGAGUCUCCAUCCUCGUGCUCCUCGUCUCCCUCACCAUAUUCUUCUACUUCAAAAGUCUCAGCUGCCAGAGGAUCACGCUUCACAAGAACCUCUUCAUGUCCUACAUCCUCAACUCCAUCAUCACCAUCAUUCAGCUCACGGCAGUGGCCAACAAUCAGGAGCUGGUGGCCAGCAAGCCGGUCUGGUGCAAAGUGCUGCAGUUCUUCCACCAAUACAUGAUGGGCUGCAACUACUUCUGGAUGCUGUGCGAGGGCAUUUACCUGCACACGCUCAUCGUGGUGGCCGUCUUUGCCGAGAAGCAGCACCUGUUCUGGUACUACCUGCUCGGCUGGGGUUUCCCCAUCGUCCCCGCUCUGAUGCACGCCGUCGCACGCACCAUCUACUACGACGACAACUGCUGGAUCAGCUCUGCCACUCACCUCCUCUACAUCAUCCAUGGGCCCGUCGUGGCCGCACUGCUGGUGAACCUAUUCUUCCUGCUGAACAUCGUACGCGUGCUGGUGACCAAGCUGAAGGUGACGCACCGCGCCGAGACGAGCAUGUACAUGAAGGCGGUGCGCGCCACCCUCAUCCUCGUGCCGCUGCUCGGCAUCCAGUUCGUGCUCGUGCCCUGGAAGCCGGAGCGGUUCGUGGGAGAAAUCUACGACUACAUCAUGCACGUGCUCAUGCACUACCAGGGAUUUCUGGUGGCAACGAUAUUCUGCUUCUGCAACGGCGAGGUGCAAGCGGCGCUGAAGAGGUACUGGAUUCUGUACAUGCUGCGCAUGGGGCACGAGCGCAGGGAUCAAUACUUCAUGGCGUCCACGUCCUACACGGCCUCCGUCACCGAGCUGCCGUGCCCCAACGGCGGCGAGCACCACGGCAGGAUGGCCAGCAGCGAUGCGGAAGCGAACGCUUUCAAAUUGGAGGAGAUGUACACCUAGCGGACGCGAGCGCGGCGGGUUGGGUGGGGAGGUCGAUUCGCCGAGCCGCGGGGCUCCUCUCGUGCGGUAAACGCCGCCGUAGCCGCCGCAGCUGCGCGAGCCGGUGACCUCGCGCGCAAACCCGGACGCGUGGGCACUCUCUGCUCAGGCGACGCGUGGACAAGUCCGCGCGGUGUGCUGGCCGCUGGGCCAGGAAGGGAGAACAACCCGAGGAGCCGAGCGACUCCCGCAGAGCGUUCCCGUUCGAAACGUGGGGGGGGAGGAGGCGGGGACCGGGUGCGUGACGGUGCGCAGAUGUUCUCUCUUCACGGGACGGCACCCCCCCCCCCCCCCCCCACAUCCCCUAGGUAGAGGGGGUCAGGACGCUUGCGCUACGGCCGACAGCCCAGAACGGCAGCUCCUGCAGGACCCCCCUCGCUGCGAACCAGGCCGGUGGAGGCGACGCAGCGAUCGACUCGACAAACACCGAAAUGCGUGCGUGCGUGCAAGUGCUCACAAGUGAUUGCCGCAAGUCAUCACGAAAUCAACGCACACGCACACGGGGAAGAGAGUUGGCCGGCUGCAGGUUGCGCGAUCCAAAUAUGAACGGGCCGCGCCCAUCGCUGCCCGCGAGGAGCACCCACACGCGAGGACAGCGCACCUGAGUGGGCAAGGAGAGAGGAGUGAAGGUGACCGUGCGUGCGCGCACGCGGUUGCCAGAGAGGUGCGACAUAAACGGCUGUGGAGGACAUUAUACGCGCCCCAUAAAACUUAAAGCGUAAUCCACAACUCGGCGAAGCACCAGCCUAAUGAUGUAUAGUCUCCGCUUGAACAGCCCCAGACUUUCCGAACGCCCGUGACCUUAUUUAAUCCACGUGGGGCCAUUUUUUUCUUUAUAGCGCCACGGUUUUUUCAUUUAAAAUGUGUGGGUGUGUGAUUUUUUUUUCUUUUCUAACACUAUCUGUGAACGCGCCAGGUGGAGAUAUGCUGGAGAUAUUAAAUCCAUUACGAAGCAGAUAGCCGAGGGUGAACACGAACGAGCGUGACUUCCACACUCCUUAUACCUGCGUCUUUAAGCCCGAGCAGGCUGCAAUGUCUGUGCCGAUGAGACGCGUGGUCGUGAAAGAGACGGGAUAAUUUACUCAAGCUAAACUAUUUUUUAUGUAAUCAGAUAGGGCCCACUGGGCUAUAGAGCUCUUUUUAUCAGAAGCGACAUGGCCACAAAUGACAGCUCAACGAAGUGACUUAUCACGUGGAAAUCUAGA